AUGGCAAGCCCAACAUAUACCGUCCAGCAGGGCGACUCCAUGUGGAAGAUAGCCAACGACCAUGGCAUCUCGCUGGACGCCCUCAUCGCAGCCAACCCACAGGUUACAGAUCCUGGAGUGAUCCAGUAUCUCCAGGUCCUCAACCUGCCUGUUCCUGCUGGCGGAACUCCCGCCCCUCCGCCCGCCGUGUCUGCUUUGUCCGCUGUGCCCGCUGUGCCCGCCCCCGCCCCCGCUCCGCCAGUGGAGGGGGAUCGCGGGGUCAGCAUUGCUUCCGCCGUGGCCACGGCCUUUCCAGCGGGCGGGAGACCAGGCCUGAAGACAGUGGGAUAUUUCACGAACUGGGGAAUCUACGGACGCAACUACCAGCCCGCAGACAUUCCAGCAAACCACCUAACUCAUAUCCUCUACUCGUUUGCGAAUGUCCGCCCCGAGACAGGUGAAGUCUAUCUAUCAGACACCUACUCCGAUCUAGAAAAGCACUAUCCCCAGGACUCCUGGAACGACACCGGUAACGACGCCUACGGAUGCAUCAAACAACUCUUCCUCCUUAAAAAACAACAUCGCCAUUUCCACACCCUCCUCUCCAUCGGCGGAUGGACAUACUCUGCCAACUUCGCCGGUCCAGCAUCCACACCCCAGGGCCGCGAGACAUUUGCACGCUCUGCUGUCAAGCUGGUCGCCAACCUAGGAUUCGACGGUAUAGAUAUCGACUGGGAAUACCCCAAGGACGACACUGAGGCACAAAAUUUCGUACUCCUCCUUGAAGCUACACGGAAUGAACUGGACAAGUUCUCUACGGAGGUCGUCAAGCGUGCUGAUGGAGGUAAGAUGUUGUUGACUGUUGCCGCGCCGUGCGGUGGAUCGCAUUACUCUGUACUCCGCAUGGAGGAAAUGGAUCGUUAUCUGGACUUUUGGAACAUGAUGUGUUAUGAUUUCGCAGGUAGCUGGGACACCACCGCCGGACAUCAAGCGAACGUUUAUCCAUCAGCAGAUAACCCAGCCUCAACCCCAUUUAACGUCGAUAGUGCACUUCGUGCAUACAUGGCGCGCGGUGUACAUCCCGCGAAGAUCAUCUGUGGUUUACCGUUGUACGGUCGUGCUUUUGAGCAGACUGAUGGGCCUGGUAAGCCGUUCCAGGGUGUUGGUGAGGGGUCAUGGGAGAAUGGAACGUGGGAUUAUAAGGCUCUUCCAAAGGAUGGGGCGGAGGAACAUAACGACGAGAAUUUGAUAGCUAGUUGGAGUUACUCUGCCAGCGCGAGGAAGGUGGUCAGUUACGAUACGCCUGUAAUCACGAGGAAGAAGGUCGAGUAUAUCAGGGGCACUGGGCUGGGUGGAGCGAUGUGGUGGGAGCUAAGUGGUGAUCAUCCCAUUGAUCAUGAGAGGAGCUUGAUCAAGGCAGUUGUCGAUGGGUUCGGUGGUACUGAUGCGUUGGAGAUGAGGGAGAACAACCUACACUACCCCACGAGUGAGUAUGAUAACUUGAGGAAUGGAUUUGCGUGA
This is a messenger RNA of Arthroderma uncinatum, 1500 nucleotides long. RefSeq names its product endochitinase. Gene Ontology annotation, biological process: carbohydrate metabolic process; chitin catabolic process. The record is from RefSeq and is a predicted model, not a curated record. Gene Ontology annotation, cellular component: extracellular region. Lineage: Eukaryota; Fungi; Ascomycota; Eurotiomycetes; Onygenales; Arthrodermataceae. The transcript has 4 exons. The coding region runs from base 1 to 1500 and encodes 499 amino acids. Gene Ontology annotation, molecular function: chitinase activity; chitin binding.